GAGAGGCUGGGCUGAGUUGGGUUGCACGAUCGCCCCGGAGGAAGCGGCCAUGGCGGCGGGGCAGCGGCCACUCGCUUCCGCCUGUAGCGGCCGCUCUUUCCGACAGUGAGAGAAAAACGGCCGGGUCUCAGGGACAGGAAUGGCGGCGGUCCCGCGGCUGGGGCCGCUGUUCUGGCUGCUGCUGGCCGCGGCCUUCGCUGCCCCCGAGCAAGAAGCCGGCCGCGAGCGAGACUUCCCACCUCACCAGGAGCAGCAGAAGCCGCCGCCGCCGCCGCACCAGCAGCCCGGGCUGCAAGGGCCGGAGCCGCCCCGGGCUGAGAAAGGACCUACCCUUGUUGUUCCCGUCCAUUCUAUUAGUGGAGAUUCUUCAGAUAAAACUAACCUAGGAUUUAUCCAUGCAUUUGUGGCUGCAAUUUCUGUCAUCAUUGUUUCAGAACUGGGCGAUAAAACCUUCUUCAUUGCUGCUAUUAUGGCAAUGCGUUACAAUCGCUUAACAGUGUUGGCUGGUGCAAUGCUGGCCUUAGGGCUGAUGACGUGUCUAUCUGUUUUAUUUGGUUAUGCUACCACUGUAAUUCCCAGAAUAUAUACCUACUAUGUGUCAACAGCACUCUUUGCAAUUUUUGGUAUCCGAAUGCUUCGAGAAGGCUUGAAGAUGAGCGCAGAUGAAGGUCAGGAAGAAUUAGAGGAAGUACAAGCAGAACUCAAAAAGAAAGAUGAAGAACUCCAGAGAAUGAAACUCUUAAAUGGGCCCGGAGAUAUGGAAGCGGGUACGGGCCCUGUAAUACCUCAAAAGAAAUGGCUGCAUUUUAUUUCUCCAAUUUUUGUGCAAGCAUUCACUUUAACAUUCCUAGCUGAAUGGGGUGACCGUUCUCAGUUGACCACCAUUGUUCUGGCAGCAAGAGAGAACCCCUACGGUGUGGCAGUGGGUGGAACAGUUGGUCAUAGUUUGUGUACUGGCUUAGCAGUGAUUGGAGGAAGAAUGAUAGCACAAAAAAUCUCCGUUCGAACUGUGACAAUCAUAGGAGGCAUUGUUUUCUUAGCAUUUGCGUUCUCUGCAUUAUUUAUAAGCCCAGAUGUUGGAUUUUAGCAGGAGUAUUUUUUUUUCCUUUUCCUUGAAAUACAAGAAUUGGAAUCAUUUGGCUUCCUGUAUAUAAUGUACAGCUACUUAUUCAAACAAGCACUGAAGGUGGGAUGCUGUAAUUUUUAUAGUAACAAUUAGUUUGGUAUGUUUUGUAGAUACAGUCUCUGCUGGACAAUAACAUGAUCUAUAUAUUUGGGAUAUGAAUAAUGUACAUUUUAUUUUAGUUAUUUUGCUGGCAGAUGUCCAAAAAACACUGCUUGACAGCCCCCUUUGAUUUUAUUUCUCAAGUACAUGGUUCCACAAUCAGAAAUGAAGAGCUAUGCCAACAAUUAAGUCAUCUACUCAAGACUGUGGACUUGUGGAAAAAUCAGGAUACUUUGAUAGAGAACGUGCUAAUUCAGAAACGGUCUCAAAAUACACAAUCCAUCUAGAUAUUUACAGAUCAAUUUUUGUAUUUUACUGAACAUUUGAUGCCUUUUCAGAUUAAAAUAUUCUUAAAAGCGA
Messenger RNA from Crotalus tigris (Tiger rattlesnake), 1585 nucleotides. RefSeq names its product transmembrane protein 165 (gene TMEM165). Gene Ontology annotation, molecular function: calcium ion transmembrane transporter activity; manganese ion transmembrane transporter activity. Gene Ontology annotation, biological process: calcium ion transmembrane transport; Golgi calcium ion homeostasis; manganese ion transmembrane transport. The transcript has 6 exons. Lineage: Eukaryota; Metazoa; Chordata; Lepidosauria; Squamata; Viperidae. Gene Ontology annotation, cellular component: Golgi apparatus. The coding region runs from base 140 to 1087 and encodes 315 amino acids. The record is from RefSeq and is a predicted model, not a curated record.